AUGGAAUGCGACGUAUCGCCCGUCCCAUCGGUGCAGGCGAACCAUCCAUCGAAACAGCAACAGAAACACCUUCCGGCAGUAGUAGUAGCAUCGUCGGCAGUAACAUCAUCGGCUUCUCCUUCCGCAGUAAAAGGCGGCAGUAACAAUGGCAAUAGUGCUAGUGCAGCAUCGUCAACUACAUUUAUCACCUCCACUACUACGGGUACGGGAACAGUCGGGGCUGGAUCCGCAAUGGAACCAACGACGACAACCGCGGAGGAGGAAGCCAAGCCGACAUCUUCCGCAUCAGACGCGAUAUCGAUGGUUACACCAUCGACGGCCACCGGAUGCGGGAUCGUCGUGCGGAGAAGUAUCAGCAGCAAUAAUAGUAACAGUAAGAUCGUCAGCAUAGCCGGAAGUUGUCCCUCGAGCCGGGGGAAUACCGUCGUGCAGUCGUCCCCGGUGGUGCAUUCGCCAACGGAACCGGUAACAGUGAUAGAAAUUAGCGAUCAAAGCACGGCGGACGAGAUCAGCUAUCCCGAGUUGAUGUCCUGUCCGGAGUCGGAAACGAACUCUGCGCUUCUGUCCGACGAGUACGAUUCGUCCCUUCCGUUGCGAGAGGACGACCCACUGAAUGUUUCGCUAAGUUCAAUCGACACGUUGCCAUCGCCACAGUGCAGCACUCCGAUUCCGGUGUUUUCCGGAGCGGCAACAGUAUCUCGGCAGGCGAAGGUGCCGGCCACGGCGAAUACACCGAAACACAAUCAUCACCUGCGCCGGAAUGUUCCUAGACUUGUCACAAGCAGACAGCAAACGGCGAAACCGCAAUCCGGACCUGGAAGUCGCGGUGGUGCGUCCACAGGAGUGACGGAAAAACGCCAGCUUCGGCAAGCAGCGGAUGGUGGCGUUGCUUCGACGAUGCGUGAAGUGCUCGCGUCCAUUCCAGGCUUCAGCAUCAAACCAAGGAGGCGCACGAAUAAGAAACUUUCUACCGCAGCGCAACUCGAGCAGACACGCGAAGGAUGCGUCGAUCUGGAAACUCCCGAUUCGAUCUUGGUGCACACGAACCUGAGGGCGUUGUUGAAUCGGGAAACGUUUCAGCUCUUACCACCCUUAUAUCAGUACAAACUCGUGCAGUUGUUGCCGCCGGUUGAUAGGCCUCCGCUGCCGGAUGCAUCGCAGUGCGAACGCAACGGCAUACGGCUUAAUCCGUCCGGUUUGAACAACGAGUUCUUUGCCCGAGCCUGUCACGAGUGGCGCGAUCGAUUAACGGAAGGAGAAUUCACACCAGAGGCCCAACUGAAGCUGCGAUCGGAAGCGGAACGCGAAAAAAGCAAGCUCGAUCCUUGGAAGCUGAAACAUUUCGAACCAAUGUGGGGCGAACGGAAAUACGCUGGUGCGUUCAUAGGGGCUGCUGGUACGAUAGCAAACCCUACGCCACCUACACCGCCACCGCUACCUUCCGCUGCUGCAACUCCGGUUCCAUUGGAACCCACUGAUGGCAUUUCGCACAUACCGACGCUGCAGAACCCCGUAGUAUCAGCGCAGCAAAUGGUACCAAAGCUGCUGACGCCUUCUUUAGCCACUGCAACUGCCGUUUCCGGAGUUUCAAUGGUUCCGAUCGCGAAGAAUGUCGUUAGCGGGAAUGCUACGAUUGUUACACUCGCACGACCGCCCCAAACGGUUACGCUCGCUUCACAGCCGGCCAGAACGCUUUCGACUACGACGAAGCUAGAUCCAACGUCACGAUCAUUGGGGAAAAUGCAAGCGAUUACAUUCACCACCAGUGUUGCUAAUACCAGACCCACCGUAUCGAACAGUAGCUGUGGUACAAUUAUUACCUCGUCUACUGGAGGACAGUCUACGAUAAUACUUCCCGCGCGGACGACAAUAACGGUCACCUCUGGAAUGGCCGCCGGUAGCAGAGCUGGCGGUACUGGGAAUAUCCCUAAAGGAAUACCUGCGCCAGGUGCAGGUGCCCAUGCAGCUGGAUUAUCCGUGGUACCUAUAAGUAUCGUUGGGUGUAAUUCUAGCAGCAGUAGUAGCAGUAGUAAUAGCAAUAGUACCGUGGGUACCAUGGUUGCACGACCUGCCCUUAAAACAACGAUUAAGCUGCGCCCCACGACGGCGAUUGCGACCAGUACGACUGCUGCAGCAACGCCCGGUAAACAUCUAAUCUCCUCUGGGACACCGGCAAGUACGCCAUCCAUGAUUGGGCCGACCAUAGCUAAUGCGAAACGAAUUCUACCCACGGCCAUGAGCGUUAGCAGUAGUAGCAGCUGUACUGCAAUCAGCAGUACAAAUUUAGUAGGCCUGGGCAGCGCAUCGGCUGUGAAAACGCAAGAAAUCGGAUCGCUUCCGAUGUCCCCGAAGCGGCUGCGUACGGUUGGUGCCGUGACGAGAUCGGCAUUAGCAGGCAGUGGAUCUCAGCAGUUGCCACAAAGUAACCCACUGUCCGCGAAGAUGACAGCGAUGGCUGCAGGAUCUGGAGUAACGCUUGGCUCUCGCCCAGUGGUAGUUAAGGUGGUCGAACCGUUCCGUCCGUCAGCGGUGGUACGAGGCAUUUCGAUAGAUCCAGCGGCCAGCCCGUCGAAUAUGAAACGGGCGCACACUAGCCGUGCGUUGACGCCCGAGCUAAGCAAUAGUAAAUUGUCGAAAAGGAAAAUCGACGACAUCCCGCAGAUCAGCAGCAGCGCCGGUUUCACCGGUAGUGGGAGUUUGCACAACAACCAGCGUGCAUUCGUUGUUGUUACGGCAGCCCCGACCGAGGGAAGUAGUACCAGCAGCAGCAUCAGCAUCAGCAAUGUAUAUAGAAACAGUAAUAAUAGUAUCAAUCGCCUUACCACCGCCACCAGCACAAUUAUGCCAGUUAUUUCCACGGCCAGCGGUUGCCCCAUUAGUGGAAAUGCAAACAACAUACGAAGCGUCAGCAACACAACUGGUGGCAAUAGCAAUAGCAAUAGUAGUAGAAUAAAUAUUAGCAGUAGUAGCACCUCUAGUACGAUUAAUCUGGAGAGCAAUUUAACUAUCAAUCCCGCCACCGCAGCUGCUGGAAUCGUACAGACUGUGGCGAAGGGGCAAAGACAAGAAGAAUGUGAUAUACGUCCGUCGAUCGACAGUCGGCUGGAGGUCAUCGAAAAAGGACCAAACGAAAAGCGCCGUAAAGCGUCUGGAAGUGAUGUGAUUCUGUCGGCAGCAGCUGCGGUCCUGCCAUCGAAAAGAAGGGCACCACGGCAAGGUAGUCGAGUCGGUAACAUCCGAAGUCAUGCCGGACUGCCGGUAUCGAUAGCACCGACCACCACGAUCACGAUUGUCGACGAUGAUACGGACGGUGCGACAACGAUGAUCGAGGACGAAGCUGGACAGGAUGGUGACGAAAGCAAAGAAGCACCUGCUUUGCCACGGGGAAGGAUAGUGCGAUCGUUAGUAAACGGUGACGUUACGGACGCAAGCGAAAGCCAUACAGGAAGCACUCCUCCAUUAGUUCCGUCUUCGGAUAUUAUUCUAGAGGAAGCGGUCGAUUGUGGAGAAGCCGUAGAAAGUGCCGAAAAUCGAGGCAGGCGUGUCUGGAAGCGUUUGAAGGACACGAUUGGGAGUAGCCAUGUUGCGGACAAUGUAGGGGAAACAGUUACCGUGCAAGGAUCAAGUGGACAGCACAACUUGGAUCCAGCACAGAGGCUGAUGAAUCUCAAUCAUUUCCAUCCGAUGAAUGCCGCCGGCCAGGAAGGAAGUCCAACGACACAGAUGAUCUACGAUCAGAACACCGGGCAGGUGUUUAGCGUCUUGUGCUUAACACCUCCACCGGCAUCAACAUCCACCGGCUUGAGUGCUGGCGCUUUAAAUCUUCGAUCAUUGCCAUCGUCCCUAACGGUGACAGCCAUACCCCAGCAGCAGCAGCAACAAUUAGCUCUGCAGCAGCCGCAACACCAGCCACAGCAGCAACAAUCGCAGCAGCUGCUUUCGGUGUCGAACGAUAGCAGUAAUAGUAGCAGCGUUUCGACCACUGCUAUGAUGGCAGCGAGUGACAAUCAUCAAGAUGGAAGUGCAGGUGGUAUUGGUACCGGGCCGUCCGGUAGUGGGGCGGAGUUAAAUACGUUCGAAAACGUACUCCGUCAGAGUGGAGAUGGCAUUAGAUCUGAUAUGAUGAUGCUACAUCAUGCAAGCUCCUCCCAGCAUAAUAUCGCUUCGGAAGAGAUUGAAGACGAAAAUGGCGAGGAGGAUGACGAGGAGGAGGGUAGUAUUGAUGAGGACGAAAUUAUUGCCGUGAAGGAGAAAUCUGAACAGGACGAAUUGGAGGACGACGAGGAAGACGACGAUGGUGAUGGGGAGCUAGUGCACACCACUACCACAACCACUAAUACUGCCGAUGAGGAAGAAGACGAAGGUGAAGAGGAUGAGGACGAAGAUGAAGAUGAUAAUACUGUAGCAAUAGAUCAUGAGCAGGAGACGUUCGGGCAGCGAUUACAAAUGGAUCCGGCAACAGAAGAGAACUGCGAUUACGACGAAAGCGGGAACUUUCAUGGGGAGUUGGUAGAAGAGGCGGUAGCUGCAUCCACCGGUAAUAAGUUCAGUAACCAUAACCAAGUGAUUCUUCAGCAUCACGAUAAUAACCUGCAAACGCAUCACCAAUCCUCGAUGACUGAAGCGGGCAUGGUGAAUAUGAAUCUGACCGGAUAUCACCACGAUCAUGAACUACUGCAUCAACAGCAACAGUUGCAGCAGCAGCAGCAGCAAGACCAGCACCAGGAUCACGAUCAACAUCUGCGGCCACACCUGCCUCAUGUCCAGAACACUAUCGUUUGUGCAACGUCAGCUGCAUCUGAGCAAGGCGGACUGAUGAUGAUGGUGUCAACGAGUGCUGAUGGAAAUGUGGAAACUCUGCGACCAAUGUCAACUAGCGAUGAUGUGCUGGUGGGGAGCAGUUACUGUGAUAAUCUAUCUGCCACGGAUGAUGCUGACGUCGAUGAGUAUGAGCAGGAAGUAGAAGAGGACGAUGGAGAAAUGGAAGAUGACCAUGCCGGAAAGUGCCGACAGAUGGAGGAAGUGCACGAUCAGUUGUUGAUGGGGUCAAAAAAUGAAGCAAUCGAGGAAGAAGCGGUACAGGACAUGGAAUGUCUGGAAAAUCGUUACAAAAACCGCCAUCAUAUGCUGUUUAAUCACCACAGUGAUGUGGAUCAUCCUGCUUCGGAGGAUGAGGACGAAGGUGUUGGUUACGUUCUUGAUCAGCAACAAAUGCAGCAAUUGCAGCAGCAAUACCAUCUGACAGCCGGUCAAAACCAGCAACUUCAUCAGCAGCAACAGGGUGUACUUCACAGCCAGCCAUUGGUGGCGUCUGAUGGUGGCCUUUCCGGUGUUGCUACAACACCAAUGCAGCUGUUCUCAGGACCUGGCGGAAUGAUGCUCGACGAUGGUUGUGCGGGAGAGUUUGUCACCGAUGGUGGGGAUUGCGUGGAGGGUGUAGAGUGCGAUGGAGCUGAAGAGGAUCUACAGGAGCAACCUGGCCAGGAUGAUGUUCACGAUGAGCAGCUGCAACAUCAACACCAUCAGCAACAGUAUCAUCAAAACAACCAUCAUUCGAUGGCCGACAAAUUCAUCGACGAGAUGGAUAGUGUUGGUGGCGGAAAUGUAAUUGGGGCUGGAGGUAACGUCGGUAAUAGCGGUCCUGGUGGCUACAUGCUGGAAGCAGCUGGUAGUGAGAUGAUUAGCACAGAAAUUGUUGAACAUAACCACGACCUUACGUCAAUGGUGGCGUUGGACCAGAUGGGUACAGUAGAGCUGGUCGACCAGCAUGGCACGGCAACGGGCGACGAACUCGAUACGCGUAAUGAAGAAUCUUCCGUUUUGCUGGAGGUUCACGAAGAAAUAACCGCAUGCAGCUCAGUACUGCAAAAUGUUGAUGCAACUGUCGAUGUUGUUGCACGUGAAUCGCCCGAAGUGCGCGAACUGGAGGACGAAGAGGACGAUGAGGAGGAAGAGUUCGAGAGUGAAAAUGGAGAUAAACAACAAAAGGAAACCGAGCUCGUACUAGGCACGAUCGAAACCAACAUGAUGAAUGAAAACGGCGAAGAACUGGAAAUGAUGCCAUCAAAACAGAAAACAUCAGGAGACCAUAUGGGGCAAAUGUCACGAACUCCACACGUUCUAGCGCGUGGUGAUCAAUUUCCAGCGACGACGAGCUUGGCUGUAAUGGGAACGAAAAGAACUACCAUUUUAGUCGUGGAAGAUUCGAUCCCAACGAACGGUGUGCAUUCGCCGUUCGAGCCGACUCAGUUCUCAAGAAGAUGCUCUCUCGAACAGCAUCGUCUGAAUGGUGAAGGAGACGUGUUAUCGCUACCGGUAAAGAUUGAUCCUGAAGAAGACGCCGUUGCGCUCGGGGAAAAGUGCGGCAACGCGUUGGAUCUGUUUCUUGGAGAAGCGUGUGCUCCAGAGGUGGUUGGUGGAAUUGAAAUCAAAGAGCAGAAGAUCCCUAUGGAUGGUGACGAGGUUCUAGCGUCCCCGCGUGGUGACUGGCCGCAGUUCAAAAUGAAGAUGAUGGAUGCAACGAAAAUGAUGGUAGUGGAUCAUCAUCAACUCGUCGAUGGUAGUAAUAGUAUUAUCAUUUCACCGAUCGGUACGCCUGGGACGGCGUCCAUGAUGCCAUCACCGGGUGCAACGUUGCAGCAGCAGCAACACCAGCUUCAAACCCCUGCAACCAUACACCAACAACUAACUACUCAGCAGCAGCAAUCUCCGACACCAAUUCCGAUUACUACGACAGCACUUGUGCAGCAAAUUGCUGCCCAUAACCAUCACCAGCAAACGCAUCAACAUCAGCAACCCCAGCAACUGCAUCCCAACGCUACGGCGGGGAUAAGUUUUUUAUCUCAUCAUGCUCAGCCUGCAGUGCAAACGAUGGCGGGUGGAACGAGCACAGUGCUGAAUUCGCAGCAACAACCACAACAACAGGCACUGAAUAUAUUUCAACUACAUCCUCAGCAGCAACAACAGCAACAUCAAAUUGCCCAACCAGUUAUAGGGUGCGGCAACAGUACCAUCCAGCUUACAUCAGAGAUUAAAGAGGGCAUACGCACCAAUCUAUUGAAGCCUGAACAAGGAAUAAGUUACACUGCGAUCCGGCAAGGCAAUCCGCAACUAGUUACACGCAUCAAAUUAGAGGGCGAUGAUGGCCAGCUUCAGUCCCAACAACAACAGUCACAAUCGCAACCUACGUUUCAAACUCAACUGCCCAAAGUGAACGUUGUAACAUCCUCGCCGAUUGUUAGCCUUGGUCCGAACAGUCAAGGAAAUCUGACUCGAGUGAUUGAGAGCGUUGCUGGGAAUUAUUCGACCGUCUCAGCAUCCGCCGGUGGUGGUCAGUCGAUUGGAACGAUCAGUACGCCGGUGUCUCAUCAACAGCAGCUCGUACAUCAACAGCAGCAACAACAGCAGCAGCAGCAGCAACAACCGCAACAGCAGCUGAUUCAGCACGUUCAAACAGCGACGGGACAACAGAUACGGUUUGAAAUGGAUCACGGCAUUAUACAGCAGCAAUCGCAACCAGUGGCCGCACAGCCGCAGUUGAUGGCACAGCAACAACAGCCAAAGUUCAUUAUCACUUCCCGUCCGAUAAACGCGGUAAAUGCCCCAGGAACCGGAACGAAGUUACCGCUGACCGUGCAGACUGCAAAUGUGAUGCCACAAAUACAGAGUCAACAGUUCAUCCAGGCGCAAGAACCGCAAUUGCAACUGCAAAACCAAGCCACCGUAACUACCCUGCAGAAACCCAUACAGUUGCAAAAAAUAAUUAUGUCGACUCCGGCUAUUACCCAACAGCAGCAGAGACCUCGGUUGCCAUUACAAAGGACCCAGUUUAGUGUACAGACCCUUCAACAGCACCAGCAACUUCAGCAAUCCCAACAUCAGCAACCUCAAGGUACUUCACAGCAGCCGCAUCAACCACCAGCAACACCUCAACAGACUGCACCUACACAAUCGCAGCAGCGUUUCCAACAAAAGUACGUCACCAACCAGCUGAUCCGUGGGCAGAAUGCAUUUCUCGUCAAUAAUGUCCACCAAGCGCAGCAGGCCGCUGCAACCGUCGGGGCUAACGUGAUCGUAACCGCUACGAGCAAUCGUGGUAAACGGACGAACGAUGGCACUAGUUCGGGGUCCACAUCUAGCUCAGGUAGCGUUGGUACCGGUAGCGGUAACGGUGGAUCAGGAUCAUCGGCUACAGGAAGUCGACGUGGAGGACGAUCGAGCAGUUCUCGUUUACCGCCUGGUGCGGUAAAUCUCGAACGAAGCUACCAAAUCUGUCAGGCAGUGAUACAGAACAGUCCGAAUCGACACCAGCUGAAGGCACAGCUGAAAUCACCCCAGGCUUUUCUGGCGGCGUCGAACUCGAAUUCGAACAGCAGUAUCAGCAGUAUUGGUAGUACGGGGAGCAGUAGCAGUAGUAGCAGCAGCAGCAGCGGUGUCUCUGCGAGUAGUAUUAUUGGCAACAAUACCAAAGACGAUGCAAACAGUAGCAGUAGUGGCAAUGGUAGUAGCUUCGGAGCUGCGUUGGGUUUUGGAGGAAGUAAGGUCGCACGUUUGGUCAGUUCAAAACGAUCGGCAUCAGGCAGUAGUAGGUCGUCUCAGUCGUCAAUUGUAGUGCGCCAAGUGUACACGAGCAGUGGGGCUUCUGUAACGCCGACAGCCGCCAGUGUCACCACCUCGACCACUGGUCAACCUAAUCCAAUCAGUAUUAUCUCAGCCACACCACCACCGCCACAACAACAACUUCAUAGUCUAGGAGAACAACUGCAGCCGCACGCACAGAUCAUCAGCGUGAGCGCAGCUCCAACGAUCGUGCAUGCAGCUGCGGCGGGCAACAAUAAUGGAACCAUCGGAGCGAACAUAAACGUAGGUGCUGCAACGGCUAAUGGUGGAAAUUUUGGUGGCAAGUACGUGCUAGUGCAGCGUGCAACACAUGUCGGGGAUAUGGUUACGCCGCGGGCGGCUAGUGCACCACCGACCCACAAUCAGAUUCAAAUUCACCAUGUUGCUGGUCCACAAUCGCAGCCGCAACAGCAGAUGCCACAGCAAAUGACCGCUGUUCAGCAACAGCAACUAACGCAGCAGGUUCAACAUCAUAUACAACAGCAGCAGCAACAUCAAUUGCAGCACCAGGGCCAACAUCAGCAGCUAUCGACCGGUGUGAAUGCCGUUGCGCCCGCCGGUCUGCAAGCGGCGAUCACCCGCCGAAUACCAUCCACCCACGUGAUCACCUACGGGCAGGAUAGUCAACUUAUCGAUCCGACAGCGAUCACCGGCAGCGGUGGCGACGGUCAUGGCGGUGCCGAAGGAGCAGCCUGUGGAGCAGACCCUGGCACGAUCGGCAAUGGUGGAAAUGUGAUCUUCAUCGGUGGAAGUGCAGCUGGUUCGUGCGGCGCAAUGCCGCAGUUUAGCCAUCAGUCGCAGGGGCUAAUCGAUGGAUGCGGAAACAUUGUGCUACCGAAUGGUGAAGGGACACUGGUCGAAUCCGUUGUCGCGAACAGCGAAAUUGUGCAUACGUCGCAACCAACUAUUUCGCCGGUCGUUCGGAGCGUGGUGGUGUCUCCUUCAGGUAUCUCACCGCAUCACUUCAAUCACCCGUUGAACAGUGAUCCUGCAGUAGGGCAGCACAAUGGUAACAUCAACCUAGCUGGAUUCAACAUGGUCGGUGGCAACAUGGGCAAUAACGACGCAGGUAGUCUGACUCCUACUGGAAUUUGCGCAACCGUUGAUGAAUCUUCAGGGCAGCAACCGUCUCAGGAGGCAUAUGCAGUUGCAGAAAAUAAUUUCGGAGUUGGAAACUCUUCCCCGCUCGCCGGUAACGAGGAGGAUGAUAAUGGAGAUGCUGGCGAUGGAACUGAGGAACCUGUUGAUGCUAAUGCUGUCGAUUGUGCCUGUUCGUUGAAUGCGAUGGUUGUUUGCCAGCAGUGCGGAGCCUUCUGUCACGAUGAUUGUGUCAGCGCAACGAAACUUUGCGUAUCAUGUGUGGUACGCUAGGUUGAGUUACGAGUAGGUGAGGAGAGUUAUCAAAUGCAUAGAGAAAAAAAAAACAAAAUACCGGCAAACUUGGCAAUCUUUUUGGAACGAACAGCCGAUGUAACUUCGAGAGCACGUGAAUUA
Messenger RNA from Anopheles nili, 10113 nucleotides. RefSeq lists its product as uncharacterized. Gene Ontology annotation, cellular component: PR-DUB complex. The record is from RefSeq and is a predicted model, not a curated record. Bases 1 to 9990 code for a protein of 3329 amino acids. Gene Ontology annotation, biological process: positive regulation of transcription by RNA polymerase II; animal organ morphogenesis. Gene Ontology annotation, molecular function: chromatin binding; DNA binding. The transcript has 7 exons. Lineage: Eukaryota; Metazoa; Arthropoda; Insecta; Diptera; Culicidae.